This is a messenger RNA of Arachis ipaensis, 891 nucleotides long. RefSeq lists its product as uncharacterized. Lineage: Eukaryota; Viridiplantae; Streptophyta; Magnoliopsida; Fabales; Fabaceae. The record is from RefSeq and is a predicted model, not a curated record.
AUGUUAAAAUUAUUAGCUUCUUACAAUAAAGAAGUGGAUGCAGUUGUCUUGGAGAAUGCUCCUCAAAAUGCAAUAUACACAUCACCUUUUAUUGAAAAGGAAAUUAUACAUGUUUUUUCUAGAAAGGUGCAAAAUAAAAUUCGCAAUGAGAUUGGUAAUGCAAAGUUUUAUUUGAUUGUUGAUGAAGCUAGAGAUGAAUCUAAAAGAGAACAAAUGGCACUUGUUAGAUUUGUUGAUAAGCAUGGAUUUGUCAAAGAAAGGCUAAUAGAUGUUGUUCAUGUCAAAGAUACUACUUCUGCUACUCUAAAACAAGAGAUUUGUUCUGCAUUAUCUCAUCAUAAUCUCAACAUUCAAAAUGUUCGAGGUCAAGGGCAUGACGGGCUAGCUCUUGUUGCUGCAGCUAAAGAAGUUGUUGAUGUUCAUACUUUUUUCCAAAGUUUAAGUAAUAUUAUCAAUAUUGUGUGCUCUUCUUGCAAACGCAAUGAUGAAUUACGAGCUGCUUAUGCAACUGAAAUUUCCCAUUUAGUUGCAACUAAUCAAAUUGAAAUAGGAAGGGGAGUUAAUCAAAUUGGCACAUUAAAAAGAUCAGGAGAUACCAGAUGGAGCUCUCACUUCAUCUCAAUUUGUAGCCUUUUACGUAUUUUUGGAGCAACAACUUCACUUCUGGAAGAUUUGGCUACUAAUGGAUCUACAUAUUCUCAACGUGGUGAUGCUACUUAUGCUCUUAAAUCUUUAUUAUCAUUUCAUUUUGUUUUCAUUUUGCAUAUGAUGAAAGAAAUCAUGGGAAUCACUGAUAAACUUUGUCAAGCAUCAGCAAAAAUCUCAAGACAUUUUGAAUGCUAUGCAUCUGGUUUUUGGUACAAAGUCAUUGAUUCAAUAGUUAAGAGAUAG